Molecule: messenger RNA, 3233 nt
Organism: Pygocentrus nattereri (red-bellied piranha)
Lineage: Eukaryota; Metazoa; Chordata; Actinopteri; Characiformes; Serrasalmidae
Gene: ubash3bb
Product: ubiquitin associated and SH3 domain containing Bb
Exons: 15
Coding region: 270-2078 (602 amino acids)
Molecular function (GO): protein binding
Source: RefSeq, a predicted model, not a curated record
CUGAAGUAUGGCAGCGAAGGAAGAGCUUUACUCCAAAAUCAUUCCCCGCAGGCUCCGGCAGAACCGAGCCAGCAACGCCGUCAAACAGGGCUCUCAUUUGGACGUGCUGCUGUCGAUGGGCUUCCCUCAGAGCCGAGCGUGUUGCCGUGCGUGGUUUUGGGAUGGACAGCUGUGCACCUCAUGUCCCCUCGGUCAAUCCCUGACUCAGCCCCGUGUGUGUCAGACGUAGCAGCUGUUGUUUUGAGGGCUGUACUUGAGUCCGUGGAGACAUGAAGACAUUGCUGAAGGCGCUGGUGUCUACAGGAGGCAGGAGUGUGCAGCUUGCAUGUGACUGGCUUUUCUCCCAUGUAGAUGACCCCUUCCUGGACGACCCCUUACCCAGAGAGUAUGUGCUGUACCUGCGGCCCAGCGGCCCCCUUCAGAACCAGCUCAACCACUUUUGGCAGCAGUCCCGGCUGACCUGUGGCAAGAACAAAGCUCACAACAUAUUCCCCCACAUCACACUCUGCCAGUUCUUCAUGUGUGCAGACAGUAAGGUGGAGGCUCUGUGUGGGGCUCUGCAGUCCUCAGUAAGUCAGUGGAGAGGUCGCUUCCCCAGCCCCCUGCCCCUCGAGCUCUACACAUCUGCCAACUUCAUUGGCCUCUUCGUCGAGGAACAGGUGGCUGAGACACUGAAGAAAUUUGCAGCUGACUUUGCUGCAGAAGCUGCCAGUAAAGCAGAUGUCCAUGUAGAGCCCCAUAAGAAGCAGCUGCAUGUGACUCUAGCCUACCACUUUCCAAGCAGUCAUUUGGCGUCCUUGGAAAAGCUGGCGAGAGGAAUUGAGGUCAAGCUCGGCUGUGACUGGCUCGCUGUACUUUUCUCUCGGGACAUUAGAUUUGCAAAUCAUGAGACUCUGAGGGUGAUGUACCCCUACGUUCCUCAGAACGAGGAUGAGCUGGAGCUGGUGCCGGGUGACUUUGUCUUCACGUCUUCAGUGGAGCAGAUGAGCACCAGCGAGGGCUGGGUGUACGGCACCUCUCUGAGCACAGGGGUUUCGGGACUGCUGCCUGAAAAUUACGUUAGUCGGGCUGAUGAAUGCGACACAUGGGUCUGCCACGGGUCACAUUCGUUCUUCAGUGCCUCACCUUCAGAAAAAAGCAACAAAGAGAGCAGAACACUGGAUGGGCUGCUCAGCAUUCAGUGCCUGGAUAACUCAAGACCAGGGGAUUCAUCCAUCCUGAGUGUGGUGUGCCAACCUAUGCAGGUACUCAGAAUCAACAGUCACUGUCGGACUCCUAAAAGAACCCUCUUUGUGUGUCGCCAUGGAGAGAGGAUGGAUGUGGUGUUCGGGAAACACUGGCUCUCACAGUGCUCUGACGCUAAAGGCAGAUAUGUGCGGACGAACCUGAACAUGCCUCCUUUCCUGCCUGCCUGGGGUGGAGGACACAGAGAUUAUGAUAUGGACGCUCCCAUCACUGUGUUUGGAGCCAUGCAGGCCAGGACUGUGGGUGAGGCAUUACUGGAGACUAAUACCACCAUCGACUUUAUCUACUCCUCGCCGAGCCUUCGCUGUGUCCAGACGGCCCACGAGAUUCUCAAAGGCAUGCAGCUGGAUGGGAAGUUGAGGAUACGAGUGGAGCCAGCCCUUUUUGAAUGGACCAAAUGGGUGUCUGGAUCUUCUCUACCUGCAUGGAUAUCUCCCACAGACCUUGCAGCAGCCAACCUCAGUGUUGACACAACGUACAGACCUCACAUAUCCAUUAGUAAAUUAAACGUGGCCGAGUCCUAUGAGACCUACAUGAGCCGAAGCUACAAAGUGACCAAAGAAGUCCUGGCAGACUGCAAAAACAAAGGAGGAAACGUUCUGAUGGUGGGUCACGCUUCCUCUCUGGAAGCCUGCACACGGCAGCUCCAGGGCCAAACCCUGCGCAACUCCAAAGAGUUCAUCCAAAUAGUUAGGAAGAUCCCAUAUCUGGGCAUGUGUGCGUGUGAGGAGCAGGACUCGGGUGUUUGGCAGCUGGUGGACCCACCUAUCCUCCCCCUCACACACGGACCCAAUCACAGCUUCAACUGGAGAGAGACCCUACAGCAGGAAUGACCUUCACUGCAUUGUCCGUCAGCGGCUCUGGACAACAGCCAUCUGAUAUGCACUGGAAGCACACAGCUCACGUGUUGGCCGUUUUGAGGAACGGACCUAAGCUGUCCCCGCCACCUUUGAGUUUAGGGGCUUAAACACAUAUCCUGGACUGUUUAAACAGUGUUUAAAGCCACAUUUUAUGUUUACAUGUGGACAGGGGACAGUGUUUUGAUGAUUGGACCUCGUUUAUGUGAGUGAUGUGGUUGAGGAGACUGCAGGGUAAUCUCAGGGCAUUGGCAAUCACUCUUAACAGGUGAAGCACAGGUCUAAUGGCACAAUCAUUAUGAAUAACUUGUUUCUAUUGCUCUCUCCCUGAAGGAAGAGUAGGAACAAUACAGAUAGCGACAUAAAACAGAGCUUAAGCAGUUUUGUGCACAAAUUGUUCCUUCAUCUACUCAUGAAAAUGCUGACAGGGUAAUAUCUAUAACCAACAAAGCAGCAGAUGUACUUACAGUUGCCAUGAUUAUUAACUUUGUCAGACUACUAUAUUAUUCUUGAAAGACUGCUUUAAUAUUUACUCAGAAUUUCUGUAAGCAAAUAAAAUCACUUCACUCCCUUUAAAGGCUAGAUGAUAAAUACUAAUAGCUUCUAAGAACCUAGGACUGAAUGACAGGAUACGGUGGCAGCAAGCUGUUGGAUAUGUGAACAUUUCAUGAUAAACUUGCUGCGUGAGGUGUUGCUUGGUCAUCUGAAGAAGGACCCUUGUUGUUUUUUCCUAUGCGGAUGCUAUCAGUUGUAUUCUCAGGACCAUGUGCAUGGAUGGCAUACGACACUGCUGGGUUCAGACCCACACUGCUGGGCUCAUUUUAUUAUAUUUUCUAGCUUUUAUUUUGGUAUUUGAGGCAUGGGGGUUACUGCACCAGGUUUAGAGUCUUUUAUGCAGGAAUAAAUGUAUCCAAUAUUGUCCAUUUGCUCUCACUGUAAUGGCGAAGCUUUGAGCACGCAGUUGCAUCAAAGAAAAUCUAUACUUUUAGUCUUAAUUAACCCAAACCACAGGGAUUCACUUUAAGUGACGGCUGCUUCAACUUAAUAGAACAUGCAAUUAUUGUGUAGGCUAUAUUCCUCCGUAUUGUUAAAUUCUCGAAUUGUAUCACUAAAAUAAAUGACUACAGCAGA